AUGUGUGGAAUUUUCGCGUGCCACCAUCACCCUGAUAUCCAAAAAUUCAAGCCGACCGCGUUGCGCAUGGCCAAGGCUGUGCGCCAUCGCGGUCCCGAUUGGAGUGGAAACUUCUGCGCUGAGAGCACUAUCCUCGCACACGAGCGCCUGAGCAUCGUCGGUGUCGACUCCGGUGCCCAGCCCCUUGUCAACGAAGAUAGCAGCCUCGCCCUCGCCGUCAACGGCGAGAUCUACAACCACCGCUCGAUUCGCAAGAACCUUCGACACAAGUACAACUUCAAGACACACUCUGACUGCGAAGUUAUCAUUCCCUUGUACGAGGAAUAUGGCCUUGAUGCCCCCAAGCACCUCGAUGGCAUGUUCUCUUGGGUUCUCUGGGAUAAGAAGCAGGACCGUGUUGUUGCUGCCCGUGACCCCAUCGGUGUCACCAGCUUCUACCUCGGCCGCUCCUCAACGGCCCCCGGUGCCGUCUUCUUCGCUUCCGAGCUGAAGUCCCUGCACCCCGUCUGCGACGACAUUAUUGCCUUCCCUCCCGGCCAUGUUUACGACUCCAAGACCGACAAGCUGACCCGCUACUUCGAGCCCAAGUGGUGGGAUCCCACCAACGUUCCCUCGACCCCGGUCGACUACAAGGUUAUCCGCCACAGCCUGGAGAAGGCUGUCCGCAAGCGUCUGAUGGCUGAGGUGCCCUACGGUGUUUUGCUCUCUGGUGGUUUGGACUCCAGCUUGGUCGCAUCUAUCGCUCAGCGUGAGACUCUGCGUAUGGCUGAAGCUUCUCGCAACGCCUCUCUCCAGACCGAUAGCGAGUUGGUUGGCAUCGAUGACGACAACGAGCUGUCGACUGUCACCACUUUCCAGCAGCUGCACUCAUUCUCCAUCGGUCUCCCCGGUGCCCCCGAUACCGAGGCUGCCCUUGAGGUCGCUAAGUUCCUCGGCACCAAGCACCACCCCUUCACCUUCACUGUCAAGGAUGGUCUUGAUGCCCUCUCCGAUGUGAUUUACCACCUCGAGACCUACGAUGUGACCACCAUUCGUGCCUCUACCCCCAUGUACCUGCUCUCUCGCAAGAUCAAGGCCAUGGGUGUUAAGAUGGUUCUGAGUGGUGAGGGUUCCGACGAGAUCUUCGGCGGUUACCUCUACUUCCACGCUGCCCCCAACCGUGAGGAGCUCCACAAGGAGACCGUCCGCCGUGUCAAGAACUUGCACUUGGCCGACUGCCUGCGCGCCAACAAGUCCACCUCCGCAUGGGGUCUUGAGGCCCGUGUGCCCUUCCUCGACAAGGAGUUCCUCGAGACCUGCAUGGGUGUUGACCCCAAGGACAAGAUGAUCACUCCUGAGCGUAUUGAGAAGCACAUGCUGCGCAAGGCCUUCGAUACCACCGAUGAGCCUGAGACUGCUGCCUACUUGCCUGACAAGAUCCUCUGGCGCCAGAAGGAGCAGUUCAGCGAUGGCGUUGGCUACAGCUGGAUCGAUGGCCUCAAGGAAGAGGCCGAGCGCCAGGUCACUGACGAGAUGAUGAAGAACCCCAAGCCUGAAUGGGGCACUGAUGUGCCUGACACCAAGGAGGCUUACUGGUACCGUACCAUGUUCGAUGAGCACUUCCCCUCCACCUGUGCCGGCACUGUCGAGCGCUGGACCCCUACUUGGUCCAAGCAGUCUGACCCCAGUGGCAGAGCUAUUGCCAUCCACAACCAGAAGUAUGACGAGACCGAGUAA
Messenger RNA from Penicillium paradoxum, 1716 nucleotides. RefSeq names its product asparagine synthetase B. Bases 1 to 1716 code for a protein of 571 amino acids. The transcript is spliced from 9 exons. Gene Ontology annotation, cellular component: cytosol. NCBI's taxonomy places the organism in Eukaryota, Fungi, Ascomycota, Eurotiomycetes, Eurotiales, Aspergillaceae. Gene Ontology annotation, molecular function: asparagine synthase (glutamine-hydrolyzing) activity. The record is from RefSeq and is a predicted model, not a curated record.